UUAAUCAGCUGCUGAUUUUCCUUACAACACUCGAGUUGUCAUAAUCCGCAAACUGCUUUAGCUGUGAUUUACUCAAUUCAUUUGUGUGUCAAAUAUAAAUAUCUAUUCAACAUUCAACAGAACAUGUUUAAUUCAUAUUUACAAUUGUUACGUACUCUGUGAUCUUUAAUUGUAACAUAUUUUUCCUAGUUCCACUCAUCACAUAGUCAACGUUGAAGAAAUCAACUGAAUGUUAUUCACCGGUUACAGGUAACAAUGAGUGAGGAUGUUACGGCCCCUGAGGGCCUGUCAGCUAUCUAUGAGCAUAAAUUCAUCCAUGGCUUUAUCGCCUCCUUUUCGGUUAUCAUUGUCUCAGAAUUGGGAGACAAGACGUUCUUCAUUGCUGCAAUCAUGGCUAUGAGACAUAACCGUUGGACUGUAUUUAUGUCUGCUUUAAGUGCAUUAAUCUUGAUGACUGUUUUAUCUGUUUUUGUUGGAGUUGCCACUGCAAUAUUUAGCCAAGAUUUGGUCCAUUAUGUUUCAAUUUUUUUAUUUCUUGUCUUUGGUAUUAAAAUGUUAAAAGAUGGAUACACAAUGACUGAUGAAGAGGCCAAAGAAGAAUACGAAGAGGUCCAAAAAUCGUUACAAGAAAAAGAAACUGGUGUAACUAGUGCCAAUGGGACAAUAUUAACUGGUUCUAAUAAAAUUGAUCAGAAAAUUAUAAAUACUACGGAAGAUCCAGAGACGGGUGUACUGCGAACAAUAAGUUCAGUUCCAUUAACAACACGUUUGAAACGUAAAUUAAUGCACAUAGUGUCUCUAGUUUUCAUCGAAACCUUCACCAUGACCCUUGUUGCCGAAUUAGGAGAUAGAUCACAGAUUACAACAAUUAUUCUGGCUGCCAAAGAGUCUACAACUGGAGUAACACUUGGGGCCAUUUUAGGUCAUGCUAUUUGUACAGGAAUUGCAGUUGUGGGUGGUCGACUUGUAGCUACCUGGAUAUCUGUUCGCACUGUAACUUUAAUCGGUGGCUUUAUUUUCAUUGUAUUUGCUUUUACCUCGUUAUAUCUUGGGUGAUUAAUGUUAUAAAUUAUUUAUUAACUAGUUUUACAAAAAAUACAGUAUUCUGUUUUCAACUACCGUUUACAAUUUCACUCAAUAAAAAUCACUAAUAAGGUGAUCCUAAUCAAUUUUAA
Tetranychus urticae (two-spotted spider mite) is the source of this 1175-nucleotide messenger RNA. RefSeq names its product putative divalent cation/proton antiporter TMEM165. Gene Ontology annotation, biological process: Golgi calcium ion homeostasis; manganese ion transmembrane transport; Golgi calcium ion transport. Gene Ontology annotation, cellular component: Golgi apparatus. Lineage: Eukaryota; Metazoa; Arthropoda; Arachnida; Trombidiformes; Tetranychidae. Gene Ontology annotation, molecular function: manganese ion transmembrane transporter activity; calcium ion transmembrane transporter activity. The record is from RefSeq and is a predicted model, not a curated record.